GCGGCGGCGGCGGGCGCAGCUAGCGGGUCGGCCGCGGAGCGGGGGUGCAGCGCGCUUGGCCCCCGUACCCCUCCCCCUCGACGCAGCCCCACCCCUCUGCCCGCCGGGCCGUCCCAGCCGAACUAUCCCUGCGGCGCCAGCGCGGGGCGGCUCCGGGCGCCCCCAGCAGACCCCCACCAUGGGCAGCCAGAGCUCCAAGGCUCCCCGGGGCGACGUGACCGCCGAGGAGGCAGCGGGCGCUUCCCCCGCAAAGGCCAACGGACAGGAGAAUGGCCACGUGAAAAGCAAUGGAGACUUAACCCCCAAGGGUGAAGGGGAGUCACCACCCGUGAACGGAACAGAGGAGGCAGCUGGGGCUACUGGUGAUGCCAUCGAGCCAGCGCCCCCUAGCCAGGAAGCUGAGGCCAAGGGGGAGGUUGCCCCCAAGGAGACCCCCAAGAAGAAGAAGAAAUUCUCUUUCAAGAAGCCUUUCAAAUUGAGCGGCCUGUCCUUCAAGAGAAAUCGGAAGGAGGGUGGGGGUGAUUCCUCGGCCUCCUCACCCACAGAGGAAGAGCAGGAGCAGGGGGAAAUCGGCGCCUGCAGCGACGAGGGCACUGCCCAAGAAGGGAAGGCUGCUGCCACCCCCGAAAGCCAAGAGCCCCAGGCCAAGGGGGCAGAGGCUAGUGCUGCCUCUAAGGGAGGAGACACGGAAGAGGAGGCAGGGCCCCAGGCUGCAGAGCCGUCCACUCCCUCGGGGCCCGAGAGUGGCCCUGCAUCUGCCAGUGCUGAGCAGAAUGAGUAGCUGGGUGGGGGCAGGUGGGUGAUCUCUAAGCUGCAAAAACUGUGCUGCCCUUCUGAGGUCACUGCCUGGACCUGGUGCCCUGGCUGCCUUCCUAUGCCCAGAAAGGAAGGGGCUUGUUGCCCCCUCCCAGCCACGUUCCCUUCCUCCCUCCUGUGGAUUCUCCCAUCAGCCAUUUGGUCUUACUCUUAAGGCCAGUUGAAGAUGGUCCCUUAGGUUAGUGAUGUGAAAUGUUCCUGUCCCUACCUCCUUCCUGGGCCCCACCCCUGCAGAAGGCAAUUGUUGGCUUUCCAAUUCUUUUCCAAGUACAUUUUGUUUAUCCUACUUCCCAACCCCCUGGGCCAAGAGUGGGGGCUUAUACUCCCAAACCCUGAGUGUCCAGCCUUUCCCUUGUUGAGUUUUCAGUCUCUUGUGCUGUGCCUAGUGGCACCUGGGCUGGGGAGGACAUUGCCCCCGUCUGGGUUUUUAUAAAUGUCUUACUCAAGUUCAAACCUCCAGCUUGUGAUUCAACCAUGUCUCUCUGACUUGAUAAACAAGUAUUAGGCUUUGGGCGGGAAGGAGGUCUGUAAUGUGAAGCAACUUCUUGUUGUCUUUUUUUUUUUUUCUCUCCCCCUCCCAUCGUUGUAAAUAACUUUUAAUGGCCAAACCCUGGAUUUGUACUUUUUUUUUUUUUUUCUAACUGCUAUAAAACCAUUCUCUGCCAUCUGGAUUUACUGUAACAUUUGGAAAAGGAAUAAAUGUUGUCCCUUUA
Psammomys obesus (fat sand rat) is the source of this 1529-nucleotide messenger RNA. It is a transcript of the gene Marcksl1, whose product is annotated as MARCKS like 1. The record is from RefSeq and is a predicted model, not a curated record. Gene Ontology annotation, cellular component: plasma membrane; cytoplasm. Gene Ontology annotation, molecular function: calmodulin binding; actin filament binding. Gene Ontology annotation, biological process: actin filament organization; central nervous system development. Bases 179 to 781 code for a protein of 200 amino acids. The transcript is spliced from 2 exons. NCBI's taxonomy places the organism in Eukaryota, Metazoa, Chordata, Mammalia, Rodentia, Muridae.